GCCGGGGCGGGGCGGCCCCUGCGGCAGCGGCUCUGCCCGGCUCCGCCGGCUCCGCGGGUGGCUCCGCGGGCGCGGUUGCUCCGCCGGGGGACGGCGGAGCGGGGGCGGCCCCGGCCAUGGGCGGCGGGGGCUCGGCCGGAGCGCGGCGGGGCGCGCCGCCCCUCUAGGCUCGCCGGGGGAGAGCCAUGCAAGAUAGAAGAGCUGAUGCAUAAUGAUUUCUUUGUAAGGCGGCGGCUCUGCGAUGCCUAGUAUCACAACCCGACGUUGAUUCAACAGUGACUCAAAGCGGAGAACGCUCCAACCUGAGUCAUCAGCAGCAUCUCCUGCAGCUGGUCCUUAUGUUCAUCCCGGUCUGUUAUUUUUCUUACGAUGGAAAGGCUGGUUGUCUAUCUACUGGUAAUUAGCACAGCUGUGAAGGCCAUGAUGUGUCCCAAAAGAUGCAUGUGUCAAAACCUGUCUCCAUCCUUCACAAUUCUCUGUACGAAGACGGGGCUCCUCUUUGUGCCCCCCAGUAUCGACAGGAGAACGGCAGAGCUAAGGUUGAUGGAUAACUUUAUCACGACGCUUAGGAGGAAAGAUUUUGCAAAUAUGACGAAUCUAAUUCAUUUGACGCUGUCAAGGAAUACAAUAAGUCAAAUCAUGCCUUAUGCAUUUUUUGAUCUUAAAGGUCUUCACGCCUUGCACUUGGAUAGUAAUAGGCUGACUUACAUCAACGAAGACCAUUUCAAAGGUUUAAUUAACCUCCGGCAUUUAAUACUCAGUAACAAUCAAUUAAACUAUAUUUCUCCCGGGUCAUUGGACGACUUCAUUGAGACAAUUGAAGAUUUGGACCUGUCCUACAACAACCUCGUGAAUGUUCCUUGGGAAACAAUUGCCAAACUUUCUAACGUCAAUACGGUCAGUUUGGAUCAUAAUCUCAUCGAGUUUGUGCCGGAGGGAAUCUUCUCAAACCUUCACAAGCUUGCCCGUCUGGACAUGACCUCCAACAAGCUGAAAAAGAUCCCUCCCGAUCCUUUGUUUUCCAGAAUACCGGUGUACGCCAAGUCCAAAGGGUCGCCGCUGUCGUCCCUGGUGCUGAGCUUCGGGGGGAACCCUUUGCACUGCAACUGCGAACUGGUGUGGCUGAGGCGUCUCACCAGAGAAGAUGACCUAGAGACCUGCGCCUCCCCGCCAGAACUGAUGGGCAAAUACUUCUGGUCAAUUAAAGAGGAGGAAUUUGUCUGCGAACCCCCGAUGAUAACACACCGAACCCCCAAACUCACGGCGACGGAAGGCCAAAGCAUCUCGUUGAAGUGUAAAGCGGUUGGAGAUCCGGAUCCCUACGUCCGAUGGAUCUCACCCGACGGGAAGCUGGUCUCUAACACAUCUAGGACGGUUUCUUAUGAGAACGGUACUCUGGAUAUUUUGGUGACUUCUUUGACCGACAAGGGCACGUUUACCUGCAUAGCAUCGAAUGCUGCGGGAGAGUCGACGGCGCCGGUCGAGCUCCUCGUUACCCCAUACCCUAACCUCGCCAACAGCACCAACUGCGACAAAGACGCGGAGCCUGGCCCUUCAGAUAUCCUCAUCUCUGCCAAGUCCAGCUUUCCAAACGAAACGAAGGCUCAGCAAGAGAAGGCGGUCGUGGUGGCUGAGCUGACGUCGUCCUCCGCCCUCAUCCAGUGGCCUUCUCAGCAUCACCUCCCUGGGAUCCGAAUGUACCAGAUCCAGUAUAACAGCUCUGCCGAUGACAUCCUAGUGUACAGGAUGAUUCCAGCUGCUAGUAAAUCCUUCUUCUUGACUGAUCUGGUUGCAGGACGUGAGUACGACCUCUGUGUCCUUGCUGUUUAUGACGAUGGAUUGACGUCUCUGACGGCAACCAGAGUGAUCGGGUGCGUGCAGUUCACAACGCAGGAGGAAUACAAACAGUGCCGAUCCCUUCACGCGCAGUUCCUGGGAGGAACCAUGAUCAUCAUUAUCGGGGGAAUCAUUGUGGCCUCAGUUCUUGUUUUCAUCUUCAUCCUCCUCAUGAAAUACAAAGUCUACAACAACCACCACAAAAACAAAACGACAAAAGUGAACAAUGUCUGCUCUCAAACCAACGGGAGCCAGAGUGGCUCGAUGGCUCGAUCCACUUCGAAACUUGCAGAGAGACGGGAAAGUUUGCACCAGGAAUGCUCGGGCUCUUCCGUCAAAGGCAAAACUGUUGUAGAUUUGGAUUGUGAAAAAGUGACUCCAACCAACACAACCUUUUUAACAACUGAUGCGUUAUCUUAAUGGCCAUUUGAUGGAACAGGACACACCAAGGUGGUAUUGCUUGAAACAUUUUAAUGCGAGUGGUUGUAUUUUAAGCUUCACUACUAUUGUCUAUUUUUAAGAUCAGAUGGUUUAAAAAAUAUUUUUUUAAUCUGUAUACAGUUCUUGCAUUCUUAACUAUUUUGUUUCAAUAUAUUAAAUAUGAGUGUGUGAUUUACAAGAUUUUUUUACUGGUUCUUUUAUAGCAUACACCUCUGGUAUCAAGGCAGCAGCAUAGCUAAAUUCUACUGGGUUUGUCUUUGGUGAAAUGCACUAUUUUUUUCCUUUGGUUUCCAACCAGCAGCAAAAUUGUACUCUCAGGAUCCUCAGACUUCCUUUCUCACGGCAGAGUCACUCAGCGGCUUAAACCACUCACCUCUCCAAGGAAUGAUUUGUCGUCAGAAGUUACUAGUUUCUCACUAACUGAGUUUGGGGGUUUUCUUGCCAUAGGUAUGUCGUGUACACGCUUCUCAAAAAAGAAGUAAAAUUAGCAGAGGUUCCCCAUAGAGAAAGAAAAAACAAAGAUACUCUUCAAAAAAAAAAAAAAAAAAAAA
Falco peregrinus (peregrine falcon) is the source of this 2828-nucleotide messenger RNA. RefSeq names its product leucine-rich repeat and fibronectin type III domain-containing protein 1-like protein. The record is from RefSeq and is a predicted model, not a curated record. The transcript has 4 exons. Bases 370 to 2256 code for a protein of 628 amino acids. Gene Ontology annotation, molecular function: protein binding. NCBI's taxonomy places the organism in Eukaryota, Metazoa, Chordata, Aves, Falconiformes, Falconidae.